UGGAAUUUGAAACCUGUUUCCCGGCGUCAAGCUACGAGAACACCCAAAGCGCGAAAGAAAAAGAAAAAAGAAAUAACGGAACUCCCCAACUGGACCAAGCUUGAUCUCUUCCCAUUCAUCUACAAUGCACCUCAAACACAGAUUCGUCGCACUCUCAACCGUGGUCGCCCCAUUUCUCUUCGGAACAGCCUUGAGCAGUGACUCCAGCACAAUCACAUGCGAAGCUGCGGCUAGAAGACUAGGACAGCCCUUGGACGGGUGGAAGAUCGUCAAAGUGAAAAAAACCGAUACCAAAACAAAAGAAAAAGUCAAACGGAAACGCGGUAAUCGCAAAGAAGUCUGCGUUCGACAGGUAGCGGACCUCGAGUGUGAACCUGGAGUUGAGAAAUUGUACUACCAUCCAGAAACUCGAAUUGCAAAUUGUUGCCACGAGAGCGGUUCUGUUACGUGGUACGAUGAAGAAGCUAAGCUCGGAUUCUGCUGCGCAGAAGGCCACCACUGGACUGGUAACAUUUCAUUGGGAGAAGGUGGUUGUUGCACUCUUGAUACAGAAAUGGUCGAUGGAGAGUGUCUAAGUAUCGACAGGCCUGAGAAGGCUAUGUCGAAGAAGGGUGGAUGUGGGUGUUCGGGAUCGACAACCGCCAAUCAAGAAGUAAACAAGUCAACCGAAACCAAAGAAGAGUCCGAGAAAGAGGAAGAGGAACUGGACUUGAACGCGCCUGAAGCGACUUUCAACAUCCACUACGGUUCAUGCUACGUCUUAACUCUCGUGGACGGUACACCCAUAGGAUCCAACCGGGAACACACCAUUUACACCGCGAAUGGACUCUUCCAAGAUAUUCCGUUUAAGGUGUGCCGAUCUACCGACGACUGCUCAGCAGCAGGAGGAGUGGGAGAUGUUGUUACGUCAAGGACUCCGUUUUAUCUCAAGGAUACGAUGGGAAGGUUCAACGACCACGAAGGUAAAAUGGGCUGGGUCGGUUAUACCGAGCGUAAGGAGCUCAAGAUGACGUUCAGCUGGGAUGAAGAUGAUGCUGAGGAGUUUUAUGCCACGAAAGGGAUCACAUGUGAUGAUAAAGAGUGUUUGAAGCUCUAUGGGUUACCGUUGGAAUUGGUGUUCAGUCAGACAGAGUGUUGGGGGGAGGAGUUCCUUGGUGAUAGAUAAUAGACAAGGGUAAUUUUAAGAACAAAAUUAUUAUUAAUUAUUGGUUAAAAUAGAAAAGGAGCAUACCUGAGC
This is a messenger RNA of Marasmius oreades (fairy-ring Marasmius), 1237 nucleotides long. RefSeq lists its product as uncharacterized. The record is from RefSeq and is a predicted model, not a curated record. The transcript has 4 exons. The coding region runs from base 125 to 1165 and encodes 346 amino acids. NCBI's taxonomy places the organism in Eukaryota, Fungi, Basidiomycota, Agaricomycetes, Agaricales, Marasmiaceae.